Messenger RNA from Sorex fumeus (smoky shrew), 2435 nucleotides. It is a transcript of the gene GPC1, whose product is annotated as glypican 1. NCBI's taxonomy places the organism in Eukaryota, Metazoa, Chordata, Mammalia, Eulipotyphla, Soricidae. Gene Ontology annotation, biological process: regulation of protein localization to membrane; negative regulation of fibroblast growth factor receptor signaling pathway; cell migration. The transcript has 9 exons. The coding region runs from base 23 to 1675 and encodes 550 amino acids. The record is from RefSeq and is a predicted model, not a curated record. Gene Ontology annotation, cellular component: extracellular region; synapse; cell surface. Gene Ontology annotation, molecular function: fibroblast growth factor binding.
CCGGGCCGGGCCGGGCCGGGCCAUGGGGCUGGGCGCGCCGGCCCGCUGGCUGCUGUGCGCCUGGGCGCUGGCCGCCUGUGCGCGCGGGGACCCGGCGGGCAGGGCCCGCAGCUGCGCCGAGGUCCGGCACGUCUACGGCGCCAAGGGCUUCAGCCUGAGCGACGUGCCCGCCGCCGAGCUCUCGGGGGAGCACCUGCGGAUCUGCCCGCAGGGUUCCACGUGCUGCAGCGCGGCCAUGGAGGAGAGACUGGCCAACCGCAGCCGCGCCGAGCUGGAGGAGGCGCUCCUGGACAGUGGCCAGGCCCUGCAGGGCAUGCUGGCCACGCAGCUGCACACCUUCGAUGACCACUUCCAGCGCCUGUUGAACGAGUCGGAGCGGACCCUGCGCGCCGCCGUGCCCCGCGCCCUGGCCGAGCCGGCCGCCGACCUGUUCGCCGAGCUGCGCCGCUACUGCCGCGGGGCCGCGCUGCCCCUGGAGGAGACGCUGGCCGAGUUCUGGGCGCGCCUGCUCGAGCGCCUGCUGCGCCUGCUGCGGCCGCGCCUGCUGCUGCCCGACGACUACCUGGACUGCCUGGGCAAGCAGGCCGAGGCCCUGCGGCCCUUCGGGGACGCGCCGCGGGAGCUGCGCCUGCGCGCCACGCGGGCGCUCGUGGCCGCGCGCGCCUUCCUGCAGGGCCUGGGCGUGGCCGGGGACGUGGUCCGCAAGGUGGCUCAGGUGCCCCUGGGCCCGGAGUGCACCAGGGCCGUCAUGAGGCUGAUGUACUGUGCGCCCUGCCUGGGGGUGUCCGGCGCCCACCCCUGUCCCGACUACUGCCGCAACGUGCUCAAGGGCUGCCUGGCCAACCAGGCCGACCUGGACGCGGAGUGGCGGAACCUCCUGGACUCUGUGGCGCUCGUCACCGACAAGUUCUGGGGCCCCUCGGGCGCGGAGAACGUCAUGGGCAACGUGCACCUGUGGCUGGCAGAGGCCGUCAACGCCCUGCAGGACAAUCAGGACGCGCUCAUGGCCAAGGUCAUCCAGGGCUGCGGAAACCCCAGGGUGAACCCCCAGGGCCCUGCGCCCGAGGAGCCUUGGCGCGGAGACAAGCUGGUGCUCCCGGAGAAGCCCCCCACGGGGUCCCUGGAGAAGCUGGUGUCCGAGGCCAAGACCCAGCUGCGCACCGCACAGGACUUCUGGGUCGGCCUCCCGGGGACGCUGUGCAGCGAGAAGCUGGCCAUGAGCGCCGCCAGUGACGAGCUCUGCUGGAACGGCAUGGCCCGGGGCCGGUACCUCCCGGAGGUGAUGGGCGAUGGCCUGGCCAACCAGAUCAACAACCCGGAGGUGGAGGUGGACAUCACCAAGCCGGACAUGAGCAUCCGUCAGCAGAUCAUGCAGCUGAAGAUCAUGACCAACCGGCUGCGUAGUGCCUACAACGGUGAUGACGUGGACUUCCAGGACACCAGUGAUGAUGGCAGUGGCUCAGGCAGCGGUGAGGGCUGCCCAGACGACGUGUGUGGACGCAGGGGAGGCAGGAAGAGCUCCAGCUCCAGGACGCCGCUGACCCACGCCCUGCCCGGCCUGUCGGAGCAGGAAGGCCAGAAGACCUCAGGCGUGGGGCGCCCGCAGCCCCACUCAACCCUCCUGGUCCUGCUCCUUGCCCUGGUCCUCUCAGCAGCCAGGCCCCGGUGGCGGUAACUGUCCACAGCCCCAGCGACCAGCCAGAGUCUGCUCAGACAAGACUGCGUCCCCCUUGGUCCGGCGAGGCCCAGGGUGGGGUGAGGGACAGUGAGGGGCCAUGGCCGGCAGUGCUGAUGGCUGCCAUCCUGUCCUGGCUCUUAAUUUUGUAUCAGGUCUUCAGGUCAGCUGGAAGUGCCCCCUAAGCCAUGUAAUUCAGGGAGUUUGGGGGUGCUGGGGUGCGGGGGCGCCCCAAGGAGUACCUCUGCUGGGCGCAAGACUGUGCCUUCCUCUCCUGCCACCUCCCACUGACAUCAGUGCACGUGCACCGAGGGGGUGUGGGGGUUCCCAGUCUCCAUCUGGACCCUCGGUCUGGUGAGGCCUCCGAGGUCAUGCAUGAACCUUCCGCCUCCCUGGACCCCCAUGCCACCUCUGCCCCAGGCUGUAGCCUCCGGGUGGGGGCCGGCCUCAGGCUUUCUCCUCGGGGUCCUGUGGUUCCCCUGGACCGGCCAGCCCUGGAGUUGCCCUGGUGAGUGAAGACAUGGGCCCCAGUGGGUUUGCUCAGAGCUUUCUAGAAGGUGCAGGUGUCAGCCCAGACACCUCUUCGCUGGGCUGUGGGGACCCCUCUGGGGCAGCUUGUCCUCGGCCAGGGCCUGGGGGUGCUGCGCCACCUAGCCUUCCCCAGUGCCACUGGCCGGCUUUGCUCUUCCUCUCAGAGGGAAGUGCGUGGUUCAGGCAGGGCCUGUGGCACCCCCGACGGCCUGCAGUGCGGUGCCCGCCG